Blepharisma stoltei is the source of this 1068-nucleotide messenger RNA. The record is from the annotation of a GenBank genome assembly. Lineage: Eukaryota; Ciliophora; Heterotrichea; Heterotrichida; Blepharismidae.
AUGAAAAAUCCAUUUAAAAAACUAAUGAUUUCGAAUGAUGAAACCAUAAUUGAUAGAUGCAAAGGUGCUAUUAUUGGAGCAUGGCUUGGAGAUGCAAUAGGAGCUGUGCUUGAAUUCCAAGGAGUCCCAAAUGUGUCUUCUCUUAGAGCUGCUUUUGAACUAAGAGGGGGAGGGUUGCAUCAUGCAGGCCCAGGACAAACCACUGAUGACAGUGAGCUUACUUGCUGUCUUUUGCGAGGACUGUCUAAUAGUAGCAAUCUAAAUUUAAACUAUAUAGCUGAACAGUAUGGAAACUGAAUUACUUCAAGACCUUUUGAUCUGGGAGGAUCCCUCAGAAACAGUCUACCAAAAGCUGCAAACCUAAAAAGCCACGUCGCAGAAAUGGUAAGAAGAGGUGCAGCAAAAAACCAAGAUUCCCAAAGCAAUGGCUGCUUGAUGAGAAUUUCGCCAUUAGCGGUGUGAUGCCGAAAUUUAAGUCCUGCAGAUAUAGUUAAAGCGGUUAAAGAAGAAGUCAGCCUUUCUCACCCAAAUGUGACGGUUCAAUUGGCAUGUUGUUUUCAUGUGAUGGCGAUUGGGAUGCUAAUUAAUACUAGAGAUAGAAGAAGCUCUUAUAUGAGGACUAAAGAAGAAAUGGAACCUUAUAUGAAUAAUGAAAUACGAGAAUGGGUAGGCUUAAUUGAAGCUGAGUCUAUUGAUUUGCCUGUGAAUAAAGCAUCUGGGUGGGCUAAAAUAGCAUUUGUGUAUGGAUUUAGAAGCCUUUUAGCGGGGGAUAGAUACUUGGAAGCAGUUGAAAAGAUUUUAUCAGGUGGUGGAGAUACAGAUACAAACGCUUGUAUUAUUGGGUCAUUAAUUGCUUCUGCAGAUGGACUUUCAGCUCUUCCAAUAGAAAAGGUAAAUCGAGUUUUAGCUUGGUCCCCAACUCUUGGAGGGAUAAAAAGGCCAAAAUGACUGAGACCUAGCUCUUGUAUUAGCCUUAUUGAUAGCCUCAUUGCCAAUUCUCCUACACAAUUAACUAUAAUUGGAGGAAAAGAUGAAUAUCCCGCAAAGAAAAAACCUGUAAAAAAAUAG